Molecule: messenger RNA, 1952 nt
Organism: Epinephelus moara (kelp grouper)
Lineage: Eukaryota; Metazoa; Chordata; Actinopteri; Perciformes; Serranidae
Product: potassium channel subfamily K member 15-like
Exons: 2
Coding region: 491-1735 (414 amino acids)
Biological process (GO): stabilization of membrane potential; potassium ion transmembrane transport
Cellular component (GO): membrane
Molecular function (GO): potassium ion leak channel activity
Source: RefSeq, a predicted model, not a curated record
CUCUGCACAAACACCAUUCUACACAGCGAGGGUCAAAGUGGAGUAACAGUUGGCUGAAGGCAUUUUGAGUGGAGAGGAACUUGAAUGACUUGAUAUCUCAAGACAGAGUGAACCUGACCUGUUAGGUAGGCCUAUACAUUAAAGGCAGGCAGACCUCAGCAAACGAGGUCAUGUGAGCACCUUUAAGUGGGCUAGACUAACAUCCUGUGGAAAGGCAAGGUGCUGCCAGCUGCUGAGCUCAGAUAACUUGUGUAGACACGCGCCUUUGGUGCCAUUUCACCUGAUGACACGCUACAGAACAGGCUACAAUUUCAACACCUAACCCACGAGGGCUUAUACUGUAAUCCUAGCAGAGCACAGGGGCCUCAACACAUCACUGAAGAUGGAUGGAGUUGUUGGAUGAUGCUCCUGUGCCCUCUGCGCGUCUGUUCCUGUGAGCAGGAGCACCCUCCGUCCCCCCCACCGCUCCGCGCGCACUCCGGAGUUGAGGAUGAAGCCGCAGAACAUCAGGACCGUCUCUCUCAUCCUCUCCAUUGUUUUCUACCUGCUCAUAGGAGCCGCCGUCUUUGACGCGCUGGAGUCAGACAGCGAGAGUUCAAGGAAGAAGGCACUGGAGCAGAAGCUAAACGAGCUGAAGAACAAGUACGGCUUCAACGAGGAUGACUACAGAGAGAUUGAGAGAGUGGUCGUGCAGUCGGAGCCGCACCGCGCAGGGAGGCAGUGGAAGUUCGCCGGAUCAUUUUAUUUUGCCCUCACUGUCAUCACCACGAUCGGUUAUGGCCACGCUGCCCCACGCACUGAUGCUGGCAAGGUCUUCUGCAUGUUUUACGCUCUCCUGGGCAUUCCUCUGACGCUGGUCAUGUUCCAGAGCCUGGGUGAGAGGAUCAACACUUUUGUCCGCUACCUCCUGUGCAGAACCAAGCAGUGCCUGGGCUUACAGGAGACAGAGGUGUCCAUGGGGAACAUGGUCCUGGUGGGUUUGUUGUCGUGCAUGAGCACCCUGUGUAUCGGAGCUGCAGCCUUCUCCCAUUAUGAGAACUGGACCUUCUUUGAUGCCUUCUACUACUGCUUCGUAACGCUCACCACCAUUGGAUUUGGGGAUUUUGUGGCCCUGCAGAACACGGAUGCUCUCCAGAACCGACCCCCCUACGUGGCAUUUAGCUUCAUCUACAUUUUAGUUGGGCUGACAGUCGUUGGGGCUUUUCUUAACCUGGUGGUGCUGAGGUUUCUCAUCGUCAGCACAGAGGAGCCUGACACAAGGACUGAAGCAGGGGUAGAGGAUCAGGGAACACAGCCUAAGGAUACGCAGGGGGAUUUGGAGGUGUCGGUGGCAGAGGCAGAAACUGCUGAUGUCAGCUAUAAAGACCGCGAGGAUGGACACAGCAGCCUGUGCAACCUGAGUCUUCCCAUGGAGGGGGGCACCAGCUGUAUGAAUCUCCUCCCCUCUCCUACAGAGGAGAGCAGACUUAUUUCAUCUGAGCACUCAAAGCUCUCUGAACCAAGCAGACUCAGGGCCUUGUUCACCUGCAUGUGCUGUGGCCCGGACGUUUAUGACAGCCCCUCUCCGCCUCAUCAUGAGGAGGCGGGCGGCCACAGCAACCCUGUCUUUUACAACUCCAUCUCCUACAGGGUGGACCGGGCCUCGUGCAGCUCCUGCACCGCAUCCCUAGAGGCCUCCCCCUGCAGAGCAGCUCUCUGUAAGAACAAUCCUCACACCAGGAGGAAGUCAUUAUAACUCUGUGAAACUUUGACUUAGUGGCCUUUGUUUUGGACUAUUUCUACACACCACAUAACCCUGAUUUUUUUGCUUGGUGGAACAAAUUGCCCAGUGCUCUCCUAGUUACAAAUGUAGCAUUACUUGUUGCCAGAUAAAACAGAGCACAUGAUGAAAAUCUCUGACAGUUUAUGUAUUUUUCUACAUUAAAAAACUACCACUAAAAAGAAUUACAGAA